CCCCUACCCCGAACGAACAAAAUCCCAAGAACCCUAGCCCCCAAAUCGCACUGCGAGCUCACUUCUCAUCCCCCACUGGCGAGUGCCGACCUCACCACUGAACUCCAGCUGUGAAGCCAAUGUGAAUCGCACUGAAUCCUCCAUCCUUCCAUGGAUCUCAGCGUCGAGCUGCUGAAGCUUUCGGUUGCCGAUGGCGGCGGCGAGGACCGCCUUAGUGCUCUACCAGAUGACGUGCUCAUCCACAUCCUUGUUCUUGUCAAGGACGCCGCCGCAGCCGCGCGGACCAGCGUCCUCGCCAGCCGCUGGCGCCGCCUCUGGCCCCUCCUCCCGGAGCUCAGAUUCGGCUCCAUCGAGCACCACCUCAUAGGCGCCGUGCUCGCAGCACAUGAGGCGCCGGACCUAAGCCUCAUCUUGGCGCACACAAAGGACGCAUCUCCAGAGUCACUCUCAGCUUGGCUCCCCAUCGCCGCGCGCAGCCUCUCUGGCGCCAUACAACUCGAGGUGGUGCGGCGGGAGAGCGAGACCGAGAUCGGGGAAAGAUGGGCUGCCAUUGAUCUGCCUUGCUUCGAGAAGGCUAUCAUAAUCAAGCUCAAGCUUGGGUUUCUUGGCCUCGCCCUACCGCCAUCUGGAGUAUUCUCCCGGCUCGGUGAUCUACAGCUGGUUGACAUCCAGCUACAUGGCCAGUCAAGCAGGCUCGGUGAUCUUCUAUCCUCCCAGCGGUGCCCAUCAUUAAUGUCCCUCCUUGUCAGUGAUUGCCGGGGUCUGGACAGCUUAAACAUCCACUCGAACUCUCUUCUACACCUGAAGUUGUUGUAUCUGCAUCACUUGCAGCAGCUCACUGUCGUGGCACCGGCUCUCAAAAGGAUAAAGGUGAUCAGGUGCUUUACUGAUCCUUUGAAUCCAGAUCAAUCAGUUGUCAACAUCUCAGCCCCUCAACUGAUGUCGCUCGUGUGGAAGAAUUUUCGUGAUCCAAGUUCGAUCCAGCUUGAUGAGGUGAUGAAUCUCAAAAUGCUGGGCAUAGAACUGCUAUUUCUAGGGGGAGAGGAAGAAGCGUUUGAUUACAAUCACAAUUGCAUGAUGCUUUUGCGGCGCUUUAAGCGCAUCCGCAAUCUUGAUCUCCUGAUUUCCUAUCUUCCGGGCAUAUGUACUGGGCCAUACUUAAUGGAUCACAUGCCAAGGCUUCCAGAUAUUACAACAUUGCACAUGGGUGUAGUAGCAUAUGGACAUUCCGUUGGAGCCAUCUUGUUUAAUGUUCUGAGGAGCUGUACUGGUGUAAAAGAUUUGUUUAUUGACUUUCUUGCAGAAUUGGAGGAACAAACUCCAUGCCCAUCAGGUUGCAUCUGUGACGAGCCGCCAAACUGGAGAAUGGAGGAGCUUGCGCUGAAUUGCCUUGAAGAAAUGGAAAUCCAAGGCAUGAGGGGAACUGAACAUGAAGUUUCUUUUGUGCAACGGUUAUUCCGUUGGGCAACAGUACUAAAAGAGGUGACAAUAAUUUUCCAUGAAUUAAUCACUGAAAGCAAGGCCAAGGAGCUCCGCCAGUUAUUACUAAGCUUCUCUAGGCCAGAUAUAUCUAUGGAUAUUAGCAUGUGUGUUCCAUAAUACUUGGGCAACCCUUUAUCGCGCACACUGGCAGUUCCAGUAGCUUUACUUCUGUGAAAAUGAACUUUUCUAACUCGUUUCCCGGUGUAUGCGGAACUGAACUCUAGUUAUUACAUAUGAAGUAGUGCUACAAAGUUUGCCCUGGAAUAUAUUGCUAAUAAUGUUGUAGAAAGGGUGUGUGUGUUGCUGAAAUUUGGCAAUCUGGAAGUUCAUGUGAUGUUGCUCAAAAUAAUGAUCAUUGUGCUGCACUGGUAAGAAGUAGUAGAAUUAUUUUUUGGCAGCUGCCAAGCUGAAUUGUCAUUUUGGUUUUC
This is a messenger RNA of Lolium perenne, 1910 nucleotides long. Its product is annotated as putative F-box/FBD/LRR-repeat protein At4g03220. The record is from RefSeq and is a predicted model, not a curated record. Gene Ontology annotation, molecular function: protein binding. Lineage: Eukaryota; Viridiplantae; Streptophyta; Magnoliopsida; Poales; Poaceae.